Balaenoptera acutorostrata (minke whale) is the source of this 2930-nucleotide messenger RNA. RefSeq names its product epithelial cell transforming 2 like (gene ECT2L). Gene Ontology annotation, molecular function: protein binding; guanyl-nucleotide exchange factor activity. The record is from RefSeq and is a predicted model, not a curated record. Lineage: Eukaryota; Metazoa; Chordata; Mammalia; Artiodactyla; Balaenopteridae.
CCCUGUGUGGGUGCUGGUGCCGGGAGCUGCCGGCCCGCAGGGGAGGGCGGGGCCGUGUGGUCGGUCUCUAUGGAGACGGUGGGCUGCCGGCCCAGCACCUGCCCCCCCACCCCCAGCUGCGGCCGGGGUCCUUCUCUCGCAGCUCCACACGGUCCAAAGAGGAGGCAGCCGCCCGGAGCCGGGACUCUCCGCCACCUCUCGGAGUUUCUAGGACCGGACGAAAAUAAUUUGCUGAGAUGUCAGCUGGGAAUUCUCCCAGGGAAAGCCUGGAAAUGGAGAGCUUCCACACAAGAUUCAGUGCCUGGACACCUUUUAGCAACAAGUCAAACCGACAGCUCUUUCAGGAAAGAGUUGCUCUUAUAAGUCAUUGGUUUGACCUCUGGACUAACAAGCAACAUCAAGAAUUCUUAUUCACGAUUUUUUUAUGAUGCACUAAAUCACAAUUAAGGGUUGUCCAAGACUAGUUUUCAGAAAGGAUGCAAGUGGCCAAAGUGGAUUUUCUACCACGCUUCAUUUCUCUAUAUAUCUUUUUCUUUCUGAAUCCAAAAGAUUUGUGUGGAGCUGCACAAGUCAGCUGGCCCUGGAAAUUUUUAACUGAACAGGAUUGCUUAUGGAUGCCCAAAUGCAUGAAGUUUGGAUGGUUUCUGCCCUAUACGCCAACAGAUAAUGAGUAUGGUGCUUGGAAGCACCAUUACAUUGCUUGUGUGUCCAACUUAGAUUGGCUAACCCCUAGGGAAGCCACAGCUCUUUAUGGGACCCUGAAUGAACCCAAAAUAGAAGAUGAGCAACUACAGGAGAGGCAAAGAGAAAAGUGCCUAAGGAAAAUAAUUUGGGAGAAAAUUGCACUACGUAAGAAGGAUUUGCUCAAAGUUCGACCCCCUUGGGUGAAUGGAACAUGCUGCUCUAGAUUGUUCAAAUCCAAAUGCCAACCACGUCUCUCCCAGACUGUGAGGGAUCGAGUGGGAUUACACGGAACUUUGGAGAAACAGCUUGUUUUGGCAUCUUUAGAAGCUUUGCCCAAGCGAAGCAAUGUUUCUGGAUGCCAUUCCUACCCUUUAUUAUCAAAGAAAAAUUGGCAUGGAGUUUAUAAAAAUGACAGCAGCUCUUCCCAUGCUCUCCAGCCACACUUCAUAUUAAUAUCAUCUCGGACUCCUGCAUAUGAGGUACAGAGUGUGUUAGGAGGCCAGUCCUUUUUUGAAUCGGGUCUUUUUUCAUCUCCCCUAGAGGACGUAUGGCAAUCUUUUGGUCACCAUGUGUAUGAAAAUGAUUCAUCUUCUAAAAGGAAAGCAGUCUGCUAUAAAAUUGGUAUUAAAAAUUUACUGAGGCCUGAAGUGAGAGACUUCUGGGAGAAAUUAGGAAGCUAUGUGGCCCCUGAAGAAGAAGGGGGUCACGUGGACCUCUUUGUACCACUCGGAGCAUCAGAGGCAGGAACAGAAGUUCUUUCUCAGCUGUCUCAACUGACUGGCACGUUAUUGACUGCCCCCAAUGGGAUUGCCACCGGCUCGUACCAACACAUUCUUAGUGACUGGCUGGGACGACAGUGGGAAAGGGCUCCCCCUUCCACCUACUUCAGCGAAUCAAAACCGCAGACAUGGUCCAGCCUCACCGACUUCCUGGAAGACACCUUGAAAUCAGUAAGGAAACAACUAAGUCCUCUCUUCAAGGAGUUGCAGAAGAACAUAAGUGGCAGGAUGACAGGGCAAUUUGUAUCUGACACCAUGAGUAUGGCUAACAUUCUGAAUAACCAAGAAAUUAUACAAGCUCUGGCAGAGGGAUUGAUAGAACUUUCAAAAGAAAAUUCUGAAAGAAAUGUUAUAGAAGAUAAUCCUCAGGACACAAAAUCAAGUCUCAGCAAAAACGGUCCAAAUUUUGAGUUGCUGGUUGAGUUGGAGAGAAAGCCGCAGCUGGACUCAGCCGAAAAGCGGACCAGCGUCAUCAGGGAACUCUUACAGAGUGAGAGAAAAUACGUGCAAAUGCUGGAAAUUGUGAGAGAUAUUUACAUAAGGCCACUUAGAGCAGCACUGUCAUCAAAUAGAGCAAUUCUGAGCGCGGCAGAUAUCCAGAUCAUUUUCUCUGAUAUUCUGCUGAUUUAAUGUCUCAGCAGGUGGUUUCUAGAUGACUUGAGAGACAGACUACAGGAAUGGGGCCCAGCUCACUGCGUGGGAGAAAUAUUCAUAAAGUUUGGAAGCCAGUUGAACAGAUACACCAAUUUCUUCAACAAUUACCCUGUUGUUCUGAAAACUAUGGAGAAGUGCAGAGAAAUGAUACCAGCAUUCCGAGCUUUCCUGAAGAGGCAUGAUAAGACCAUUGUUACAAAGAUGCUGAGCCUUCCGGAGCUGCUUUUGUACCCAUCCCGAAGGUCUGAAGAAUAUAUUCAUCUUCUCUAUGCUCUGAGGCUUCACGCUCCUGCAGAACAUGUUGACCGGGACUUGACCACUGCAAUUGAAGUAAUCAAAACAUACAAAGGUUACAUAGAUCAGAUGAAGCAGAACAUCAAUAUGAGAGAUCAGCUGUCAGACAUAAUCAUCUGUGGGUGCCCGACUCUAUCAGAAGUAAACAGAUAUCUGAUUAGGGUCCAAGAUGUAGCCCAACUUCACUGCUGUGAUGAGGAACUAAGUUUCUCUUUAAGGCUCUAUGAACAUACCUGUGAUCUCAGUCUUUUCCUCUUCAACGAUGCACUGCUUGUUUCUAGUCGGGGCACGUCUCAUACUCCGUUUGAAAGGACUUCAAAAUCAACCUACCAGUUCAUUGCAUCAGUGGCCCUUCAGAGACUACUCAUAGAAGAUAUUCCAGAUUCCAAAUAUACCAAGAAUGCAUUUAUUCUUCAAGGUCCAAAACAUGAAUGGAUUUGUUCUACAGAAGUUGAGGAUGAUAAAUUCCUGUGGUUGUCAGUACUCCAAAACGCCACUGAAAGUAGUAUGGAAAAGUGA